GGCUUUGCUACAUCGGGUACUGCCCUCGGCAGAACUGGCUGCAGCAUGGUCCAGCCUAUCCACCACACAGUCAAGAUCAACAAGCGUCUCUUGUCGCCAAACUACCCAGAGUUGAAGUUGGCCAAGCACGACAUCAGAAACACCGCGUUCAAGCCGGCACACACCUCCCAGGACAGACUCCAGGACCACUAUACAGCCACACUCGAGUCUGAUUUGUUGUUGAUCAACUACACGCACAACCAGCAGAGACAAGAGGGUCUCAAGACCAGGGAAUGGGAUGGGUCCUCGCCAUACCACAUCAACCGUCCGGUGAGACCACCUAGAGGGAGACUUGUGCAAACCAAGGACAUCAAGCCAAGAACCUGGAAGAAUGUGCCACAGUUGGAGCUGAUUGCCAUCAACUGUUUUGUUAAAGAAGCCAAGGCCCAGUCGCACUUGGUUAUCGCCGCGCACCUCCAGUUGCAACAGAUCACCAACUCCAAAGUGCAACGUGUCUUCACUAAGUCUAACGUUCCGCAGUGGGGGAUCAGAAAGGGUAUGCCAAUUGGUGCCAAGGCCGAGAUCUUCGGUGCCGAUGCCCAUACCUUUGUCACCACUCUCAAUGAGUUAGUCUUGCCAAGAAUCAGAAACUUCCAGGGGAUAACCAACAAGAGUGGUGACCGCAGUGGGAACAUUACCUUUGGGUUGACCCCAGAGGACGUCAAACUCUUCCCAGAACUUGAGAACAACGCUGAGCAGUGGGCCAAGACCUUCGGCAUCCACAUCACUUUCCGUACCACCGCCCAGACCGAUGCUGAGGCGAGAAUUUUGUUGAGUGGGUUGGGGUUCCCAUUCUACGGUGAGGAGAAGAACUAAAUGGUUAGCCGAGUAGGCUCUGCUGCAAAGAGCAGAAAGGUCAUGUAUAUACAAUAAAUCAUGUUAAUUAAAGUUGAGUAGUUUGCUA
Babjeviella inositovora NRRL Y-12698 is the source of this 943-nucleotide messenger RNA. Its product is annotated as mitochondrial 54S ribosomal protein uL5m. Lineage: Eukaryota; Fungi; Ascomycota; Pichiomycetes; Serinales. The transcript has a single exon. The record is from RefSeq and is a predicted model, not a curated record. The coding region runs from base 46 to 855 and encodes 269 amino acids. Gene Ontology annotation, cellular component: cytosolic large ribosomal subunit; ribosome. Gene Ontology annotation, molecular function: structural constituent of ribosome; RNA binding. Gene Ontology annotation, biological process: translation.